UGAAUUACACUGCAAAGUUUAAUUCUAAGAAUUAAGGGUUUAUUCAAAUCCAUUGCAUAUUCAAGGGACUUUUUGUCACUGAUUUGUCAAAUCGUUAGAACAAAAACAUUAGACAAAUAUCUGUAAAAAAUGUGUUAAGCUGGAUUAUUGAGACUAGUAAUUUCUGAAACCCUUUGUCACAGAAAAUCAAAUCCACAAAGAAUAGAAUUUUAAAAGAUUACAGAAAUGCUUAGUUAUAUCACCACAUUUCCAUCUGAUAAACAGUCCAACCACCAAUCACACAUUUGCUCUCAAAAUAGUAUGUUUUCAGGCGGUUGACUAAGCUAGCUGUGAUUGAAUUUCUCAGUGCUCUUUGCUUCUAUUCUGGCGUAUAAUGAGUUGUAUAAUGAGAUAUUAUGCAAAGCCCCUUCUCCAGCCACCAACAGGGCGCUUCAAGCUGUUCUUAGUUAAAAUAAAAAAUAACACACAUUUACCAUUGCAUUGUUUUAUGUAACUUGCUUCUAAAAUGAUUAUUUAAUUUCAAAAAUACUUCCAGAUACAAACUUGAUCAAACUUCUUAGGCCCUGUAAGGUAAUCUCAGAGUCAGCCUUUACUAAAUUUCCCUUUUUUUUCCCCUUCUUUUGUUUUAUGGAUGGGCCCCCUCUCCAGACCCAAUGAGUAUAUGCCAUAGAAGACCUUAUUGGACCCCAUUUGGCACAUCCCUGAUUACACAUGCAGUAUUUAAUUUUUAGGCCUAAAGCUGUUUCCCAGUGCUGAAAAGAAUGUUGUGGGAAAUGUAACAGAAGCUUUUUUUCUGUAAGGUGAGAGCGCUCACAGUCACUUGCUUCCUUCAGUGCUCUCGUUCCCCUGUUUUUCUGUCUAAGCUUGAUAAUUAACAUUCCUUUAGUGUGUUUAACAUUGUUUGAUGGCUGAAACAACCCUUUAGUGUGCAGUAACAAUCAAAAAUAUGUCAAUUACAGUAUUAAGCAAUGCUUUUUUACAAUUUGAAGCAUAAUAACUCACAUGGCAAGAGACCAACUUGUGUCAUGAAUGCUAUUCUUUGUUAUUGUAUGAAUCUUUCUUUCUCUUCUUCUUCUUUUUUUUUCAGAGAGAGGAGGCCCAAUUGUGACUUCAGGCAUCUCAUUAGCCUACCUAUGCAGGAGGUAGUGUGCUCGAAUGCUCUGUAUGUCCUCAGGUAAAGGUUUCUCAAGGUUUCCCUCAACUGUCUGAUUGUUUUGGCUCCAUGCUCUGUGUUCAAAUGCGGCUCUGAGCUGCAGUGUAGAAAGCACCUAAAUUAAUUUGCCAGCUGUGGUGGAGAGACAAGGCUGGAAUGAUGAAAAGCAUGCAUUUCCUCCCGCUGUUGGAGGACAGCAGAGAGAGAGGGGGGGAUCGUGAAAAGAAAGCAAAAUGAAGGAUCCAUAUGCGCCUCACAGGGUGUGAAAAAGGGAGGAAUGCAGCCUCUGAUGGGCACACGCUGACAGGAUUAAGAAAAGCUGUGAUAUUUAAUGUGACACUGUAAGAAUGUAUUGUUUGUAUAGUUUUAAUGUGGAGUACAAGUAUGUUGUAAGUUUCAGAGACAAAGAUGAUAGAUAGAUAGAUAGAUAGAUAGUCAGCAGAAUUAGUGUUAAUCUGAGAAGAAAAUCUAACUUAAAGUAACUUUUUUUUUUUUUUUGAGGCGACAUGGGUUUUCAGUUAAGGUAUGCUGGUCUAGCAGUUUGGGCUGUUGUUUAAUAGGACCUGUGCGAUAAGUGCUACCUCUCAUCCUGUUCAAAAGAUCUAAAAUAGUGCUAAUUCAGUAGUAUGGCUUGACAAAAAAUUGUUCCGGGCUCAAUAAAAGUUGAGCGCUAUGAUUACAAAACAAAUAUGACUUGUCCUUCAGUUUGAAAAACAAGCACAUGCACUUAAAAUUUCUCUAUGGGUAAAUGCACCUCACUGGGAUAAAAAUUACAAAACAUACUUUUUUAGAAGUAUAGCAAUAAGUGUUAGAAACUAGUGUGAUAAAAAAUACCAACACAAUGUCAUGACAAUUGUAACUUACAAAUACAUUUUGAUAAAAUGGUGUAACACAUCGAACUCAGAGACAAGCGAGAGAUCUAAAUGCUUAAGUUUUAUUAAAGUAAUAUCAAAAUACAAAAUGCAUAGUGGGUUCUCUGUGAACCCACGAUUCAUGCAAAUUCACUCCAGCAGCGAACAAUUGGGCAAUUGCCCAUGCACGGUUUGUACCUGAUCUCUGAUUAUUUUUAUAAAAAAAACCCUCCCUUCAGAGCAUCUCCGAAGCAUCUCCGAAGCCACGCCUCCUCCAAAUCACAUGAAUGCACACAGCAGAUUCUGCAAAGCAUCACGAGAGAUGGAAAUACACUACCUCAUGUCUCAAAGCACAUAACAUUACAAUAAUAAUGAAUGUAAACAACUUACAGAGCUCUUACUUGUACCACCUGACUGCUGCAGAUUAAUUUCUGAGGAAUUUCUGAGUCUGAGGAAGUCUGAGUUUGUGUUGCAUUUACACUGUUUUGACUAGCAAGCGUCACUAGCGUGUGGUGUUUCGAAAGUUCUGAAACAGUGAAUCAUUUUGCGAAGCAAUUGGUUUGUUGAAAAGCUCCCAUCCAUCACAAUCUCAUUCGUAUAUUUUUAUAUGAUCUCUUUACUCGCCAGUAUACCUGCACAAUUAAUGGUUAAAAGAUCACAAUCUCGAUUCAAACACCCACACAACCUCAUUCCUAAAUGACAACGUCAGUUAAACCUUUGACAAAAUCACAACGGAACAUUCAAAUCUGCUUUGGCGCUGCCGCUGACCCAGAGAGACCCGUUAUCAUGUAUAUAUGAAACAGUUAUUUCAAUGUUACAAAUAUUCAAAUUAUCACAGAAAUACUGGGAUAAAAGUUUAAAGUUUGGAUAUAAACACUGAUGUCUUCGGAAGACAUCAAAAUAGAGCAAAUCACCUUUUGAAAAUAACUUUGUUUCACAACUAUUGUAUCAUUACAUCAUUACGCCACUAGGUAGCGACAAGUGCCUGUUAAAUAAUAUAUUUUUCAUUGAAUCAUUAAUUCAAGAGAUGGACUUUCAUGUUAACUUUCUAAAAAUCAUGUUCAUGUAUGAUUGACAUCGAAUUCAUACGAAAAUGCCACCUCGUAAAAUAGUUGUUUUCCCGUAAGAACAGGUUGACUGUACCCUUAUAUAUAAUGCACUAUUUGAGGAAGCAGUCAUUUGUUGUUGUGUCCGAAGCCAUAGUGGACAUUAUCAAUUGCAGUCAUUCAUUUCCAAAAUGUAGUUCAAUUAAGAGUGUGUAACCAAUGUAAUACCCGGUGAAAAAAUACGGUGUGCCAUCUUACAAUAAGAUGGCAUCAAUGGAACUUCCGGCACACUUGGUGUCCGAAUUCACUUACUGGUUUUCAUUCACUCAUUCAGAAGAAUAUAUUAGUAGAAUAAUGUAUAAAAUAGUGAAUGGGGGUGUAGGGGGCAUUUUUGUAUACAGCCUUACACUCUCUUGUCUUAUACAAAUACAUCUGGCGCCAUCUUGUGUCUCAGACAGUUAUCGAUUGUAGCAAAAAUGCUAGGCUGACUGUAGUGGACUAUUUUUUUUUUUUUUUAUUUGUUUGUUUGUUUGUUUUAGCAAAAGACUUACCACAAAAUACAGAUAAGAAAGUUUUCUCAAAUAUAGUAUAGUCGAAUAUUAUGGCAUUAUCGAAGGGCUCACUGUACAUAAAUCAUCUCUUACCCCUGCUGAAGAAAAAAAAAAAAGGUAGAACCAGCGUAGGCUGGUCUUAGCUGGUUUAAGCUAGAAGUAACUGGUUUGAGCUGGUCUCCCAGGCUGGUUUUAGCUGGUCUCACAGCUUGACCAGCUAAGACCAGCCUGGCCAACAUAAAAAAAAAGUGGUCAAAACUCCUCUAAAACCAGCCAACCACUUAGGCAUGUAAAACUGGAUACAAGAAUACCAGAAUACCAGGAAGGAAAUAGAAAUUUCGCAUUUCUGCCCUCUAGGCUUCCAUUGUCAAUACAUUACUGAGGGACAAGUCAAAAUUAUUUUCUGUUGCAACAGACAAAAACAGAACCGCAGAAAAAUGAAUCGUCCUUCAGUUUGUAAAAAUGAAAAUCUGGUUUUGAGCCUAGAACCUUUCAUUCCUUUACCCGAGGUUACAAAAUGAGCAUAAUUAUAUUGUGCCUUUUUGACAGUGAACUUUCAUGAUACUCUUUCCCAUUAAUUUAUUCAAUGACUAGUUGAUUUGAUUAAUAUUUUGCAAACAAUAGUUUUGUCACUGGCAAUUAGUCUCUCAUGCAUUAAUUAUGCUUUAGAAAAUAAGCUCUCGUGGCCUUUUAAAAGUUCAUGGAACAACAGCAGGAGACAGAACAGAAGGGGAAAUGAUAAACAGAAUGUGAAUGUCUGAAACCGAAAAGGAGUGUGAGUGGGACACACUGAGGUGAACAUGUCAUUAAUGUGUUCGAAAGUGAGAAAACAGAACAAUGAGUAAGAGAAGAGUGGAGUUAGAAGAAAGCAAAGUGCAGGCACCAGGAGAAAGAGAAACAUCGGGAAAGAAACAACUUCAGCUACAGAUCAGGAAGCACAGGUAAUGGAGGAAGAGAGGGGAUGGAUGGAAGCCAAGUCUCUCAGCAUUCCCUCCCCCUCUACGGGCCAGUUCAGAGGAGGAGUGUAGGUGGGAGUUAAGCACUUCUCCAGAUGUAGUUGACUGCUGCUCCUGAAGUCUGACUUUCUCCAGAUAAGCCUCCAUCCUUUAGAGCUCCCAACAGUUCCUGCUCAGUCAAGUACAGGGAUAAACAAAAUUACGGAACUUUAACAAGUCAUCUGCAAACAAUUACACACUUCAGCUUCACCUGUAACGUUUUCUCAGCAGGAAUCUUGAGGUAAGACGCAAUAUUUGUUCCAAGGUACUCAAGUUGAGAUCUGUCUCAGCAUCUAAUUAUCACAAAUAGCAUGCCAUUUUUUUUUCUCUUCAGAACUUUCUUGGUCAUAAAUAUUUCAGUGCAUAUUGAAAAGUUCACUGUAGUUCCCCUUGGACAUUAGGGGGAACUUAGUGGUUUCAUUAGAAUCUGAGUUUUAUCCUAUUCAAAUAAAUUCACAUAAAUUUUGACUUAUGACCUUGCAUAUUAAGUGGAACUGAAGCCUGAGCAAAAGUUAACUUCAAAAGAAGUGUUGAGGUUUGAUGAUCUUUUAAAUAGCUUUGAUAUAAUUAUGUAUGAAUUUAGUUAAUAUUUCAAAAGUGAAGGGAAUCUCCGUAUUGAGAUCCAGGGCAAUCAGCCUGUAUUCCACAGUAAUUCAAGCCACCAAAGAUCAAUUUGAAUUAAUUUCAACAUAAAUUAUGCCCUCAAAAGUCAAAACAGAACUAAUUUGUAUAAAACUUUAAUAUUACUAGAGACCCUAUCAUUUGCAAGAUAUAGUAAACUUAUGAUUAUGCUUUAUUGCAUAAGCUGCCACUAAAUCCUUUAUGCAGGAAAGAGAAAUAUUAAUGUAAAACAUGAGUGUAGAGGUGGAGUGCAAGUAGUUUUCCGUGAAACAGCAGUUAGGCCAAUCAUAAUGCAUUCAAAUACCAAUCCAGAAAAUACUGGAUGUAAAUUGCUGGGUUUAUUUACAGGACCAUGUAAAUAUUCAUUCAGUCGGUAUCCUUAGUUAUCCUUCCACCAGCUGGACGCAGCAUGAAAGAGACAGGAAUGCAUCGAGAAUAAAAUUGUCCAAAAUGGUCUGAGUCAUCAUGGGUCAUCAUCGGGCCUCUGUCAGAUGAAUAAAUCAUGCCUGACGUUUCACCUUUUUGGCCGCUCUGCACUAAACAGCACAUUUAAGCAAACCCAAGCUGGCAGAAAAGUAAUAAAAAUGCAAAACAGGCAUUUCUGUGUCUCGAAAUCUAAACAUUCUUGUAUUUAGGAAGUGCAACACUUGUCUUCUUCCUCUUAAAUGUAGUUUAUGUAAUUAAACUGUGGAAGAGUUGCCAGGUUGUGGUAGGAAACCCAUGCAAUGCUCUUCCUGACAGACAUUUGAGCAAAUGUUUUGUGUAAAUAACAUACCAACAUAUAGGUAUGUACAACACUCUAAAUAUUCAUAAAUAUGUGCAGUAAUUAUAAUUAGUGAAAUUAGGUCACACUUCACAAUGUCUAAAGAUUAAUAAUAAUAUAUAACUUCAUUUUAUAUUGUGUAUUGUCACAUGGCAAUUAAAAAGCUUCGAGGAGACAUUCAACAUCAAUGCAACAUAAAUUCAAAUGUUUUUAGAAACAUUUGAAUUUGUGUUUUACUUCAUUUUAACUGUCAGUUAUUUCUAGCUUUUGCAAUUAAAAUUGUAGCCUGAUUGCUGUUACUUGAUUCGUAUCAACAAAACUUACAUUGUACUGUAUGUGAUGUAAAACUGCUUUGCAGUCACACUCUUCCUAAACCAGAUAAUGGCAUGAGAGGGACAUGGCUCCCGUGGGUGUACCUACUCUCCUGAUGUUGGCAGCUCUGUAUAUGCUGCUCAUCUUGCCCUCAUGCUGCCUGUAUGCGUGCCCAAGGUCCUGCAGUUGCCCCAGCCCUAAGGAAGUGCACUGUACCUUUCGUCACCUCCCCUCUGCCCCACGAAACCUACCCCAGGACACAGAGAGACUCAACUUAGGCUAUAACAGCAUUGGCACGAUUGGGACUUCAGAUUUUGUGAACCUACGGCAAUUGGAAAUGCUCAUGGUUCAUGGAAACGAUAUUUCCUCUGUGUCUUCCGGAUCCUUUUACCACCUCCGUUCCCUCCAGAUACUCAAGUUGAGCUACAACAAACUCAAAAGAGUUGACCCCAGUUUGUUUGAGGGGUUGACAAGCCUUGUACGGCUUCAUUUAGACCACAACCACAUUGACUUCAUUGAGCCCUUUUCAUUCAAUGGACUCACAUCAUUGAAGCUAUUGCAACUGGAGGGGAACAGACUGCAGGACCUCCACUCUCACACAUUUAUUACGGUCUCAGUCCUGGGCACAUUUUGGAGCUCAGGACUGCGGCACCUGCACCUGGCAGACAACCAACUAGAAUACCUGCUGCCUGGAACUCUGCAGCACUUACACAGGCUGGAAGUCCUAUCCCUGCAUGGAAACCCCUGGGCCUGUGACUGCCACUUACAAUGGCUCUUGGAGUGGGACAAAAAUCAUGAGGGAGUUAUUAAGUGCAAAAAGGACCGUGACUCUGGAGAUGCUAGCAACUGUGCUGCAUGUGCCUCACCACAGCCUUUGAAUAACAGCCAGAUCUUGCAGCUUUCAACCAAUCAGCUCACCUGUGACCGACCCUCCGUUCAGUCUCCUCUAAAAAUUGGAGAGAGUAGCGUGUGGGAAGAUCAGGAGCCAGAUUCACCCUACAUCAAGGACUUGGAGCGUCCUCUUGGCCACCUGACCUUCAUUCUCUCUGACAGUCAUGGGAAUCGGGCACACGUGGCUUGUAAUGUAACACGCCCUGUUGAAGACACCUCCAUGGUGUGGGAACCAGUGAGGAGAAAAGAUGAGAUUGCUGUAAAUGUGACUCUACGUACACUGUUAGAGUGUGAGAUCGAUAGAGAUGCUCUUCAAAACCUUUGGAGGUUAGUUGCCUACUACUAUGAGAGCCCGGCUAUUUUGGAACGGGGAACCAUACUUGGAAAUUCUUCCAAGGUGACUUUUCAAUACUCUCAAGCCACAACUGAGGAAUCACCAUAUUUUACAGAGCUCAAAGGACACUUGAUGGCUGAACCAGCCUGGCUUUUACAACCAAGGGUCACCCUUCAGCUGAACAGGCGCAAAACCACAACUAAAAAACUGGUGCUGAACUUCUCCACUUUUAUAUCAAAGAACAUCAUUGGAAGAGGGGAUGAGGAGGAUGUGGUCUCCUCCUGGGCUAUGAUCCAAAGAGGAGCCCCAGGAAGAAUCCAGUCAGUACUAGAACACUCUGAAGUCAGUCUGGAUUGUAGCGUGCUCAGCACAGGGAAUCAUCCUGUGGAGUGGAUGCUUCCAGACUUAACAACAGUGGAUCAAACUGAUUCCCAUAAAUUAAGGUUGGAGAAUUACAGGCUAGUAAUCAAAAAUGCAAGUAUAGCAGACUCUGGACUUUAUCAUUGCUUUGUGAGGACCGACACUAAUGUAGACAUCGUCUCCUAUAGACUCACAGUCAGGAUGCGUCUCUUAAGUCCCAGUGAUUUAAAUGGAAAGAAGAUAUCUGUGGAGAAUGGGGACUCUCUUAGUCUUCCCUGUUUAGUAACGUCUCCUCAUCCAAUUGAGACAAGAUGGUAUCUACCAAACAAUCAGAUUCUCAAAGCAUCAGGCAUGAAAGGAAGGGUGUACGCGUCACAGAACAACACUUUGAUAAUCAAAAAACUGACUUACGAGGAUGCUGGAGAGUAUAGCUGUUUAGCAGCUAACCUCUAUGGGGCUGAUAUGUUGUCUCAUCUAAUUGUUGUUACUGGUGAAAAGGAAGAAGCACAAAAAGGUGUUACGGUAGCUAAGGGCGAAUUACCGCUUUUUGAGAGUGAGGACAGCGAAGGGUCAGGAUAUGAAGAAAUCAAACGACCAACUGCUAAACUAACACCUCAGAGGGUCAGUGGAAAACACAGAGGUGGCAUUGUCCGGCAAAAUGCAAAAGAAAAGAAAAUAAAGGAGAGUGUGAGAAAACCGAAUAACUCUGUCAAAGAGCUUGACCCCAGCCGCUGGGAGCAGAUUCUUGCAAAAGCUAAUGCUAAACUCUCAACAUUACCACCAGUUACAAUGCAACUAGAAAUUACUAAAACUUCAAAAACAGUGACAGAGACUUCAAUGGCUACAACCACCACCCCUCCGUCAGCUGACACCAUUCAAACCACUCAAACAGAUGUUACAGCGAGCAGUACAAGCAUAAGUUCAAGCGUACACAAUUUCAAUGUGAAACAGCUGGAACAGCCACCCCACAUUUAUCACGUAAAACAAGAAACUACACAUGUAGAAAAAUCAAAUAACAAGACAAAUGAUUAUAACAUUUCAGAUUUGACUUACAUAGACUCAACAACGGUACCUGAACCUGAGACACAGCUGGUGAAACAAGUAGACAGACACACAAUAGAAGAGAAAAUAAGGGUUAACAAUAAUUCCAUCUGGAACCAAAGACGAAGAUUCCCAUAUAGGCAUCGUAGGCCUCCAUCACGUAGACCACGUCCAAAAAGACCAAAUUUCACUCUAGCUCCCACUACAGCAGUACCAUUCACUCAAUCUCCAGUCAAGACGGAGACUGCUAACUCUUAUUCUCCUGCCCAAAACAAAACAUCAAUGACUUUAGAAGUUUCUCCUACUCAUUAUUCAGUAAUUGAAAGAAUAGCCAUGACAGUCACAGAGGUACCUAUAACAACAUUCAAGAAAAAGGAGAAGCUUACAACACCUCUGCAAGAAACUGAAGUAGUUCCUGCUACACUUGCUCCCAGACAGAUUAACAGAUAUGGGCAUGAAAACAGAGAUAUAAUUUUUAGAACUAAUAGCCACCCAAAUGGCGAUAAGACAAGGCAGAUUUCAGCAACAGCCAUCCCUAAUCUUCAAACCAGCAACACAAAUCCUUCAGAGUCAAAAAGAGCACAUACGACUGAGAAACCAACCUUAACUAAUGUGAACAAACAGAAUGUUUACAAUUGGGGAAUGCAUCCUGAAGGUGUACCUAUUCACCCCUGGCUAAUCCAAAAGAAUACACCCAAAAAACAAAUCUCAGUUACUCCACAUCCCUACACUCAGUCUCCCUUCUGGGCCAAGAACUAUGGCAUUCCCUUCUGGCCCACAGUUCAUAGCUCAAGGCACCACCACUCCCAAGACAAAACUAGGUAUUUCCUACAAACAGGAGGCAGGGGUGCAGGGGUCACCAAUUGGCCUAAAAUCACUGCUCAAACAGCAAAGCCCACAGCUUACAUUUCUGGGCCAGCAACAGCUUCCUUUCCGAGAACCAUAGCUCCACAUGUCAGCUCGUCUCGUGUACGUGACCACUUACUUUUCAACAGGCUCAGAAACAGAUAUAGACAAUCACAGCUUGAUGCAUAUCGACAAGCACAGCUGGGAAAACUUGUCACUUCUAAGCCAAGGACAUAUCAUCCCACUCCACAGCCUCACCAAGCUCCAAAUGUCCCAAGCAUCUACAAGCCUGUGACUCCCCCAUCCAUACUAGCAUAUACAAACAAACCACCCUCCACAGCAAGCAUAUCAUAUGGUAGUCGCUGGCACUACAGCCAUUUUGGAGCAAAGAAAUUGAGCACUGCCAUUCCCUUUCCAAACCUGAUGGGCAGUGGCAUCAAACCCAGGAUUGCAGCAGCUGAAUCGGUUACUGUAUCUGCUCUAGCGGAGGCAGAUGUGCUCUUGUCCUGUAGAUCAUCCGGGGACCCCAAACCUGUCGUUUCAUGGACCAAAGUUUCAACAGGUGCAACAAUUCAGACAAACACAAAACUUGGACAAAGAUUUGAGGUCCUUUCAAAUGGUACUUUUGUGAUUAAGAAUGUCCAGCUGCAAGACAGAGGUCAGUACCUCUGCACAGCUCAAAACAAUUUUGGCUCAGACCGCAUGGUAGUUACCCUUGUUGUCCAGACUCAGCCUCCAAAAAUCAUUAGUUCAAGGGCCAGAGAUGUCUCAGUGUUUUUGGGGAACCCAUUCAGCUUGGACUGUAUUGCGUUGGGUAAACCAGAAGCUCAGAUUUCAUGGAUUCUUCCAGAUAGGACGUUUGUGCGGGACAUUGGUACCCUUGACCGAAGAAUAUCUCUUUUUCCAAACGGAACACUGAGUAUUCAUUCAGCAAAUUUUUCCAAUAAAGGUGAUUAUAAGUGUAUUGCCAGCAAUGCAGCAGGAGCUGAUACACUCACAUACCACAUUCGUGUUGCAGCUCUACCUCCAAUAAUUGUUGAGAUGUCAUAUGAGACUAUGUUUACGAAUGUUGGAAGAAACGUAUAUGUGGAUUGCACUGCUAAAGGAGAGCCAUUUCCUCUUAUUAAGUGGUAUAAAAAUCAUUAUAACAAUUAG
Messenger RNA from Ctenopharyngodon idella (grass carp), 10919 nucleotides. Its product is annotated as matrix-remodeling-associated protein 5. Gene Ontology annotation, molecular function: protein binding. Gene Ontology annotation, cellular component: membrane. Gene Ontology annotation, biological process: axonogenesis; positive regulation of synapse assembly; regulation of presynapse assembly. The coding region runs from base 6378 to 10919 and encodes 1513 amino acids. The record is from RefSeq and is a predicted model, not a curated record. The transcript has 7 exons. Lineage: Eukaryota; Metazoa; Chordata; Actinopteri; Cypriniformes; Xenocyprididae.